Messenger RNA from Drosophila novamexicana, 1740 nucleotides. RefSeq names its product ubiquitin carboxyl-terminal hydrolase 12 (gene Usp12-46). Lineage: Eukaryota; Metazoa; Arthropoda; Insecta; Diptera; Drosophilidae. Gene Ontology annotation, molecular function: cysteine-type deubiquitinase activity; cysteine-type endopeptidase activity. The coding region runs from base 287 to 1561 and encodes 424 amino acids. The transcript is spliced from 2 exons. The record is from RefSeq and is a predicted model, not a curated record. Gene Ontology annotation, cellular component: nucleus; cytosol. Gene Ontology annotation, biological process: protein deubiquitination.
UGUCCAGAAAUUGCGUUUUACAUUGACCUGGGUCCAGGAAUUUACCGAAACCGCAACAAAAGGAAACUUCUCAGACGACAAAUAGAAAAGUGUUUUGCGCAUCUGCCACCCAAAUUAAGCAAUCUCUGUAGGCAAUACCAAAUCGAGCCAAGGCUCUGACCAUAACUUUCGAUAACGAUCACCUAUUUAUGAACUGUAAAUAGUACUGCCUAACAAUCGACACUAAGCAUACAACACGGUGUGGGGUUUUCUGUACCGCUGUGCUGCGGCAGCACCUGUAGCUACCAUGGGCGCCAACGUGUCGCAGCUGGAGCGCGAGAUCGGCUCUGAUCUGUUUCCGCCGAACGAGCACUACUUCGGGCUGGUUAAUUUUGGGAACACCUGCUAUAGCAACUCGGUGCUGCAGGCGCUGUAUUUCUGCAAGCCCUUUCGCGAGAAGGUGCUCGAAUAUAAGGCCAAGAACAAGCGGCCCAAGGAGACGCUGCUCUCGUGCCUGGCCGAUCUCUUCUACAGCAUUGCCACGCAGAAAAAGAAGGUCGGCUCGAUAGCGCCCAAGAAGUUUAUAACACGAUUGCGCAAGGAGAAGGAGGAGUUCGACAACUAUAUGCAGCAGGAUGCGCAUGAGUUUCUCAACUUUCUGAUUAAUCACAUAAACGAGAUUAUUCUAGCCGAACGCAACACGGGAAGCAGCGCCGGGAAGACGGCUGCUGGUGGCGCCAUUCCCGGCCCAAAUGGUGGCCAAAUGCCAGGAAACAGCAGCACCACAGCAAAGCUAAGCUCGAACUCGAAUUCGUCAAAUUCCACAUCGACCUCGACCUCCAACUCGACGGCAACCAACGGCAAUUGCAGCAACUCGACCGGCUCGUUGAGUGUGCUUGAUGGAAAUGGGAGUCUAACCGCCACGACCACGCCCAUCGCACAAACAAACGGGGCCAACACGGAGCCAACAUGGGUGCACGAGAUCUUCCAGGGAAUACUUACAUCAGAGACACGCUGCCUAAACUGUGAGACGGUGAGCAGCAAGGACGAGAAUUUCUUCGAUCUGCAGGUGGACGUUGAUCAGAAUACGUCCAUAACGCAUUGCUUGCGCUGCUUCAGCAACACGGAGACCCUCUGCUCCGAUAACAAGUUCAAGUGCGACAAUUGCUGCAGCUACCAGGAGGCACAGAAGCGGAUGCGCGUCAAGAAGCUGCCGAUGAUCCUGGCGCUGCACUUAAAGCGCUUCAAGUACAUGGAGCAGUUCAAUCGGCACAUCAAGGUGUCGCAUCGCGUCGUCUUUCCGCUGGAGCUGCGCCUGUUCAACACCUCGGACGAUGCGGUCAAUCCGGACAGGCUUUACGAUCUGACCGCGGUGGUAAUUCACUGCGGAUCGGGACCGAAUCGCGGCCAUUACAUAAGCAUUGUGAAGAGUCACGGGCUCUGGCUGCUCUUCGACGACGACAUGGUCGACAAGAUUGAGGCCUCGACCAUCGAGGACUUUUAUGGCCUCACCUCGGAUAUACACAAGUCCUCGGAAACCGGCUACAUUCUGUUCUAUCAAUCGCGCGACUGCGCUGCGUAAACCAUUUAGUUUGCACUUUUAGUUGCCAUCAAUUAAUUUGAUUCAAAUGACAUUUUGGCUCAGUGCGUAAAAUUUAAGUAAAAAGUUUCUCGUAUUGCCUAUUAUAGGCGAAUUUUAUGUUCAUUCACUUAUUUUAUAACCCUAACCACAUUAAUAAACAAUGAUAAACGUUAGAUAAG